This is a messenger RNA of Epithele typhae, 1326 nucleotides long. RefSeq names its product kinase-like domain-containing protein. Lineage: Eukaryota; Fungi; Basidiomycota; Agaricomycetes; Polyporales; Epitheliaceae. Gene Ontology annotation, molecular function: ATP binding; protein serine/threonine kinase activity. Gene Ontology annotation, biological process: peptidyl-serine phosphorylation; intracellular signal transduction. The record is from RefSeq and is a predicted model, not a curated record. The coding region runs from base 1 to 1326 and encodes 441 amino acids. The transcript has 7 exons.
AUGUCGUCCCCGAAGGACUUUGAGUUUACGAGGGAGCUGGGAUGUGGGUCAUGGUCGACGGUGAUGGAGACCAAGCAUCUGGCAAGCGGGAGACGAUUUGCGGUCAAGAUCCUUAGCAAGGCGCAACUGAUCAAGCUGAAGAAGGUCAAGUACGCUACGGUGGAGAAAGAUGCCCUCGCCAAGCUCUCCGCGACCCAUCCCGGUAUCAUCAAGAUGUGGGCCGCUUUCCAGGACGAAGCCUCUCUUUCCCCCAGAGCCAGCACAUUCGUUGGCAGUGCUGCGUAUGUUGCACCUGAGCUACUCAAUCGCGCAUCCAAGACCACUAGCAACAGCUCUGACAUUUGGGCCAUCGGAUGUACGCUCUACUUUAUGAUCGCCGGCAAGCCGGCCUUCUCAGCGAUCAACGACUACCAGAGCUUCCGCAAGAUCGAGGCCCUCGAUUACUCUUUCUCCGACGAUUUUUACGAGUCUGCGAAAGAGCUUAUAAAAUGCCUAGUAGUCCUUGAUCCCUCAGAACGCCUCGGUGUCGAGCCAAAGUCAUCCUCGAAAGAACUACGAGAACAUCCGUUCUUCACAAAUCAAUUGUCCCAAGAAUCCGAUACGCAGGAUAGCGCGAUUCGAUGGGACUCCCUGUGGACAGAUCCGUCAAUUCCUCCCGAGACCGGCAUCAUUCCCCCCUCCAAUGCGGCGGCCGACGAGAGCAACGAGGAGCUGUGGGACAACGUCGUACAUGAGUUCAGCCUUGCCAGUAUCGGCUCUGUCAAUAUCCCUUCACUACAGCGGUACACCGGAGAGCCUUCUUCCGACCCUCCGGUGCCUGUUGAUGUUCCUCUCGCCACUCCUUCUCCAGUUGUCGAAACCGUACCCGUCGGAAAUCGAGAUUCUCAAGAAAGCGAGGGGCAGGAGCCCGAUGGCGUGAUCGAUGAGGCAGCGAAGAAGAGAGAUUGGUCGAGUAUAUUGGAAUCUCAAGAAGUCAUUCGGCACGCAACCUCAGCACGAGCGACCUUCCGUUGGGGCCUCUUGAAGCAGCCUCGACCGUGUACUUUGCUAUUAACGUCUCAGCCGCGCCUCAUUUGCGUGGUUGCAAAUGAGAAGAAUAUGAAGCCAACGCUUCCCGAUGUCAAGAAGGCGUUUGUAUUCGGUCACUAUCCACAUGCGACUGCUCGCGCCGAGAAGCAGCCCAUUGUCCUCUCGUGCAAAAUCGACGGUCCACAGCACAAGCUACUCUUGACCACAGCAGAAAAGGAGUAUGCCUACGACCUUCCAGACAGCGAGACUCUGCAACGCUGGCAAGGAAUUGUUACCACGCUGCUCGAAUCUCCAUAG